AUGCAAGCUCCGCCAUCCGGUUCCCAACGCGCCUUCGCCCAUCGUCGCUCGCCUGGCGCUGAGCCAGGGCCACCACCAAAUGUUCCUGUCCGAUCCAUCUCGCCGGCGCUCCAGGCCCGAGCCUCAAGCGCCUCCGCGAGAUCUGUACAAUCGACUGGGUCUCGCAGGAUGAACCGUGAAGGUUCCGGCAGCGGUUCCAAUAUGCCUCUAUCGCAGAUCGAAAAGAGCGUCACACACCUCCUCGUCGCAACAAAACAGCUUCUCGAGACCUUGACCCAAUGGUCGCGCGGACAAGCUACCGAUAGCCAAGUGUCUGACGUUUACGUGCGCUUGGGUUAUGAAUUCAAUAUGGCGUGUCGCGCAUUCACGGCCAUCCACGUUGACACAUCUGACUUAGGAAACGUGCCCGAUCUACUGCGACAUAUUCUCGAAGCGACGUUGAGCCAAGAGGCGAGCGCCGAGAGUUUGGAGAAAUAUUUGCCUAGGAUCCGGGACAUCAUUAUUAAUCUGUUACAUGGCCUAAAGCGCAAACAACAGAAGCUCCGCCAGAAGCAAGCUCGGGACCGCGACGGCCAUGCACCUCCCGACAGGGCAACCAGCGUCAGUACCGUUGGAAGCGGCAACAGCGGACUCACCAAUAUGUUAGAAGAGGGUCUAGAGAAUGGUUUCCAGCCCGACUCGCAACCGACUGAUUCCUUGCGUCAGUCGGGUGGCAGUACCAACCAGUCCCCACGCCGCUUUAAUGCUCAGCGAGAAUCCUCUCGAGCAUCCGCCAUAUCAGAGCAGUCUUCCCUCUCUAGCAACACGAUGCAAAGUAUGCCAGUUGUUCCACCUUAUCCAGAGGGUGAAAGUAAUAUCCCUACUGGACCUCCAGCACCACCUGGACCACCUGGAGGAGAGCUAAAUAUCGAUUCGUUCCCGCCGCCCCCACCGCCUCCGCCAGACAAUACCUCGAGUGCUCUGGCUGCUCUGCAGAAGGGUGGAGAUCUGGAAAGACGAGCUUCACGCAGAUAUUCUCAAUAUCAAAUAUCCAAGCAUCUGGGAGGUGCUAAUGGUGUACCGAUUCUCCCGCCGCAGAAUUCACCUGUGCCAAACCGAGGAAGAAAGGAAGUCCGAGAAUCACUGCGAGCAGUUCAAGGUCGACAGUCUAUACGCCACAACCGUAAUACUUCCAGCCAGUCUCUGCGUACCACGGCUCCUGCCGAAGAUUCUCCCGUCAGGAUACCAGACAGCGUUUCUGAGGAAUCAUCAUUAGCAGAGUUACCCGCAAAGAUAGAUCCUCCCACGGUGCAGACACCCGAUGAAGCAUAUGCUGCCAGCGCAACACUCAGUGGCCCCCCCACUGAUCCUAUGUUCUUCAGCGAUGAUGCGCCCGAGACGCCGAAAGUUGAGAAGCCAAAGGCCGAGCCCGAAGUUGCUCCCACACCACAACAAAAGCCUGCUGAGACCUCAUACUUCCAAGAUUCGCCCCCUCCGACUCCCACGAAGGAUCUGACCUUGUUCCUCCAGUACAAGUCCAAGGUAAAGAAGUUUGUUCUACCGGAGGGACGCGCCGAGCUUACCAUUGGACGGCUUCAACUCGCAUUUAUCGAGAAAUUUUCUUGGAAUACACAACACAACGGCGCAGAUCUCCCUGAAAUCUACAUCCAAGAUCCGGUUUCUGGUGUACGACACGAAUUGGAAGAUCUCGCAGAUGUCAAAGACCGAACAGUUCUGGUGCUCAAUGUCGAGGCUCUAGACGAAGUCAAGAAACAUAUCGACGAUGGGAUUGCAUCCUUAACCGAAAUUGUUCGGGAUGUCAAGCAGAUAGUAACGGAUCAAGGAGCUGCACUUCAACGAGUUUCAGACCGACAACAAGAGGCUGCCAACGAAAUGGCUCGACUGGCACUGUCACCUCCAUCAACUUCUCACUCUUCUGACGGAACAAAGACACAGUUUAGCUCUGGAAGGAAGUUGGAUAGUAGCCAUCUGGGAGAACUGAAGACCUUGCGACGAGAUCUGGCCAUUAUGCGACAGACUUACUCCAAUUUCCAAGCAGACAUUCAAGACUCAAUGGCUACCAUUCGCGCAAAAGCGGCCAACGUCAAAGUUGCCACAGCCAAAGCUGCGAUUCCCGACAUUGAAGGCGACGCUGGUUACUCAUAUGUUACCAGUGGACGUAAACAACUCAACAGCGACUCUGAUCGGUUGGUUGGUAAGGUGGACGACCUCCAGGACCUUAUUGAAGAUCUGCGUAAGGAUGUGGUGCACCGCGGUGUGCGACCACUGCCACGACAAUUGGAUUCUGUUGGAAAGGAUAUCGCAACAUUGACCAAGGAACUGAAGAGAAUGGAAGAGUACAUGACACAGGAGAAACCUAUUUGGACCAAGAUUUGGGAGAAGGAGUUAGAGGACGUGUGCCAAGGGCGGGACGAGCUUCGCCUUAUGGAGGAUCUUUUGGUCGAUCUGCGAGACGAUCUGGAGAAGGCCUCAGAAACGUUCACUCUUGUUGAGCAGGCUACCAAGGAGCAGAUGAAGGACAACGGCACUGGCGCAAGUGCCGGAAGUGCCCGCCAGUUCUCCAAGGGCCUUAUCAACCUCGGCAACAGUGCCGAUCAAAGCGCCGCAAAGGAAGGCGUUCUUGGCGAAGUGAGAGCUUUACAACCUAACCACGAAGAUAGACUGGAAGCUAUCGAGCGUGCGGAGAAGCUACGGCAAAGGGAGCUAGCAACGCGACAAGUCAACCCACUGCACCGAGAAAUCACUAAUUUCGUUGCGGACGGCAAGCUGAAGAAGUCAGGCGGGUUUGAGGAGGUCGAGCGCGCAAGGAAAGCCAAGGACGACCGUAUUCGACGAGAGGUUUGGCAGCGUCAGAACGGCAUUAUUCCCGAGAACCCUAUCGGCGAGGAGGGUGCGGACGCUGAAGCUGAUCUGGAAGACGAAGACGCGGCAUUUCUCAGGGAGCUUGAAGAAGAUGAGGCCCGACAAGCCCAGGCUCAGGCAGAAGCAGAAGCUGAGGCAAACCAGCCGCCCCUACCGCCGCCAAAGGACGACGACGAUAAGCAACCUGAUCAGCCAAAUGGCGCUUAG
Molecule: messenger RNA, 3069 nt
Organism: Fusarium fujikuroi IMI 58289
Lineage: Eukaryota; Fungi; Ascomycota; Sordariomycetes; Hypocreales; Nectriaceae
Product: related to actin-interacting protein AIP3
Exons: 2
Coding region: 1-3069 (1022 amino acids)
Biological process (GO): establishment of cell polarity
Cellular component (GO): cytoplasm; cell tip
Molecular function (GO): cytoskeletal regulatory protein binding
Source: RefSeq, a predicted model, not a curated record